CAUUCAUGAAUUUUGCUCAACUGACAAAUCUCAUGACAGAGGCACCCACGCACAUGGUGUAGGUACUUCAAUUCUGAGCAAUGGCUGACGGAAUAGCCAUUAUUGGCAUUGGGUGCCGGUUUCCUGGAGCCACCUGCCUUGAGGAAUACUGGGAUAUCCUUUCAAAGGGAGAGAACCAUGUGGUGGACAUUCCCCCUGAGAGAUGGAACAUGGACGCCUUCUUUGACUCUGAUGUAAAUGCUGUAGGGAAGAGCUAUGCUACGAAAGCGGGGCUAUUAAAGAACUUUGAUCACUUCGACAACAAGCUAUUUAAGAUCAACGAAACCGAGGCUGCCCAGAUGGACCCCCAGCAGCGCCAGGUGUUGGAGUGCACGUACAUGGCGCUGGAGGACGCCGGCAUCACCAGACAACAAAUAGCGGGACAGAAAGUUGGAGUCUACAUAGGUUCCAUGACCGUGGAUUAUGGUGAUUUGAUCUCCAACAAAUCACCAGACGUUACCAACCACACAGUCACUGGACAGGCAAGUUCUAUAAUAUCCAACAGGGUAUCCUACGUAUACAAUCUGACGGGACCAUCCAUGACCAUAGACACAGCAUGUUCUUCAUCCAUCGUGGCCAUACACCAGGCAGGACUGGCACUCAGAGCAGGUGACUGUUCUAUUGCAAUCUGUGGAGGGGUGAACCUUUUAAUUCACCCAGCAUAUUUUAUCAAGUUAAGCAAAGCUCAGAUGUUGUCGCCCACUGGACAGUGCCACGCCUUCUCAGCAAAUGCCGAUGGUUACACCAGAGGAGAGGGAUGUGGAAUUGUCAUCGUGAAACUAUUAAGUCAAGCUUUACAUGAUGGUGACAACAUUUGGGGAACUAUUGUGACGGGAUUGAAUCAAGAUGGCCGCCAGGUUACGCCCAUCACAGCACCUUCAGGGAAACAACAGCAGGAACUGCUCAAAGACAUCUACACUCGACACGGGAUCGACCCGACUCAAGUAGACUAUAUUGAAGCUCAUGGUACUGGAACCAAAAGAGGCGACCCUGUAGAAGCUACAGCACUGGGGACCUUCUUUGAAAAGUAUCCUCGCCAGCGUCACAUCGGUUCUGUGAAGACCAACAUUGGCCAUCUAGAGGCAGCAGCAGGUGUUGCCGGACUCAUCAAGGUCCUGCUGAUGAUGAAACACAACACAAUCGUGCCAUCCCUACACUUUGACAAGCCCAGUGAAGCAAUUGACUUUGACAGGUUUAAUUUUGUAGUACCAACAGAAAAUACAGACUGGAAACGUCAUAAAAAGGUUGCAUGUAUUAACUCAUUUGGUUUUGGAGGUAGCAAUAGUCAUGCUGUUUUAAAAUCAUUCACAAUGGAAACAUCAGUUAAUAGAGACAUUUCCUUACCAGUUUGUUUCUCUGGCUCAAAUGAGAAAACAUUGAACAAAUCAAUGACACAAUUCAUUGAAAGUGGUAACAGUUCUAUUUUCAAUGAUGUAGCUUACACUUCAUGUAUUGCCAGAGAACAUUUUGCAUUCAGAAAAGCUUUCUUUGCAAACAGUCAUUCUACUCUGAAAUCUGAAAUACAGGAAGAGUUACAAAACAAAAACAAGCUAUCGCCUCAAGAAAAGGGAAACAUAGUAUUUGUUUUCUGUGGUAUGGGAACAGCAUGGGAAGGAAUGUGCAAUGAUCUCAUCCUCAACAGUGAUCAGUUUAGCAAAAUGAUUUUGGAAAUUGACAAAUCCCUCUCUAGAUUUGUUGACUGGUCCUUGUUGAAGCGGUUCCAGGAAUGUGAUGAUGUAAAAGAUCCUCAGUUCGGGCCAAUAGCCAUCUUUGCUUGUCAGGUCUCACUGGCCAAUCUCUGGGAAUCAUGGGGGGUGAAGCCUGCAGCUGUUGUAGGUCAGUCAGUGGGGGAGGUGGCUGCAGCACACAUUGCUGGAAUCCUGUCCCUGGAUGAAGCUGUGAGGGUCAUCUACCACAGGACUCGGAUCCUGGCUGAAACAACAGGUGGAAAGAUGAUGCUUGUCCGGAAUGUUGACACUGCACAAGUAAAGGCAGCCUGUGGGAAGUAUCAGGGUCAGGUAGAUGUAGCUCUAUACUACAGCCCAGUCUCAUGUACUAUCAGCGGGGAUGAGAGGUCAAUUUUGUCAGUCAAAGAGGAUUUGGGGCAUAUUUCAGAUAGUAACACCCUGUUUCAUGAGCUUCCUGUUACAAAUGCAUUCCAUAGUCCCCAUAUGGAUUCAGCAAGAGUUCAGCUUGAUGAAAUACUAUCCAAUAUCAAUACAUCAAAGAUGACAAGUACAUUUGUGUCGACAGUUGAUCCAGAUAUGGAUGAAGCUGCAGUUGGCUCAAAUAUCUAUUGGGGCUCAAAUGUAAGGAGUCCUGUUAGAUUUUUUGAUGCAAUCAAAAAGUCAACACAAACAUCCAAAAUGAACAUUUUUGUUGAAAUAGGUCCUCGACCAGUACUAAAAUCCCAUCUACGGGACAUGUUUAAAGAUUCCACACUCUCUGUCACAUCCAUUCCUUCUCUCCAUCAAGAUGCAAGUUACAGUGACAUUCUACAGUCACUCCUCGUGUUGUAUGGCUAUGGGGUGAGUGUCAAGUGGGACACUUUCUUUCCUGAUAAGAUGCAUACAACAAGCUACCCAUCUUAUGUCUUCAAUUCCAAAGCCCUGUUACUGGUGUCAGAAAGUAAACAACAAAUGCUAAAGGGUAGGAAAGAAAGUCAAGGGGAUCACUUGUUUCUCAAAGGUAGCAUAGAGUCUGGAUCAGCAAGCUUAAUCAUUGAUCCUCAGAGGUUCAAGAGUGUUUUUGAACACAAAGUGAAAGGAACAAUCAUUGUACCAGGUGCUGUGUAUGCUGAGGCAGCACUUGCUUUAGCAAGAAUGAUUGACAUGUACCACCGAUGUGCAAUCAGUGUUUCUGUGUCCUUCAGAAGCCCAGUCAAUCUGAAAUCAGGAACAGUGACAAACCUUGAUAUAAAACAAUCCCACAAUGAAGCUGACACUAGCGUUUUGAGUAGAUUUGUUUUAAAGAAAGGAAGUACAGUCCAUGCGGAAGCAAUGAUAAGACAAACACCUGUGGAUUACGCUCCUGAGAGAGUGGACCUUGGGCCAAUCAAGGAAAGAUGUAAGCACAUCAUUACUGGAAAGGAGGUGUAUCAACAUUUAGAAAACGGUGGUUUCAGCUACGGAGAAAUGAUGUCAAUUAUUUCAGGGAGCCAAACAGCUGAAAAGGAAAGCAUAACUGUACUUGAAGUUGGGUCUCAGCUCCAGACAGAAGUGCAGCAUACAAUUCUUCACCCUGCAGUACUAGAUGGUAUGCUACAAACACCUGCAACUGUCACACAUGUCAUCAAGGAUAUGCUUCCAUUUUCCUUGGAACAUUUGGUAGUCAAGCGAAAGACUGAGAGAAAAAUGCUUGUGCAUUUGAAAGUAUUGUAUGAAAGUGUAUGGUAUGUUUGCUAUACACUGUCACUGCUGACAACUGAAGGGUAUGUCAUUGCACACAUUGGGAAGUUCACAUUGAAAGCCAUGGGUACAGAUACAUUUGAUGUCAGGAGUGUUGCAUACACAAUUGGAUCAGAAGAAGUGGAACCUGAUGAUGAAGCUGUAUCUGACACUAUAGCGAACCUUGUCAUGUUCAGUGAUGAGAAAUCUAUGUCAAGGACUACAAUCUUUCCAUGGACUGUUCAUGAUAUUUCCACUUUACAUGAUAAUAGCUCUGUUCCAGACCUUCUAGAGUCAUCUGGAAUAUUAGUCAUGUUUCAAGCCAAACCUGGGGUUGUUGACAAUGGAUUAAAAGUGGAGACAGAAUUGGAGGAGAAGAUCAUGCCUUUAAGAUCUCUGAUACUUUACAUGUCACAACAAGCCAUCAAAUCACCCUUGGUCAUUGUCACAAUGGCAACAGCAUUGGACUAUCAGAGUCCAGACAGAAGAUCCCAUGCACUUGCGUGCAUUCACGAAGGUAUUCGGGCAUUUAUCAGAUGUGUUCGAAGGGAAUUCCCAAGGCUGAAGGUAACAUCACUAGAUCUAAAUAUUGGAAACAUGGACCAAUAUGAUGCAAAUAUCAUAAUGUCUGAAAUAUCGCAAGUCUUGAAUGUCAAAGGUCAUGCUGAAUUUGAAAGCCUUCAUGGAAGCAUAUAUGGACAGAAGUUUCAAAAGGAACCAAACUCAACGCCUGAUUUUAGACUGGAACGAAAGAUGGCCAGUCUGGACACUGUUCUUUAUUCAACUUCUGAUGGUGAAAUAUCACAACCUUUCUUCACAAUAUCACGAAACAUGCCAGAAAGGGGGAAAGAUGACAUUUUGUUUACUGCACAGUCUGUAGCAGUUCACUCUAAAUUCCUGUCUGAACAAGUUCUGCAAUCUCUUGACAAAGGAGGCCACAUGGGAAGCAGCAAGGGAAGUCCUGUUGUCACAUUUGAAUCAACUGGCUUUCCACACAGCAAUAGCAGACGAAAGAUGUACAUGGCUUGCUAUCCACACCAGGUGAGAUAUCAAUGCUAUGCCCCAGUGAAGUUCACAUUGAACGUCAGAUACUUAUGUAAUUUUCAGACAGGGUAUCUGUUGAAGCUGUACUGUCUUUGGCGAUUGUGUGGUGAGUGCAACACAAAAGAUGUCAUUAUACUGUACACACAACAGACAAGAAAAUAUGCAGAAGUGAUGGAAAUUAUAUUGUUAUCAAAACAAACAAGGAAACUGUCAUUACUGACUCCAGAAGAAAUACCAAGCCAUCAAGGACACCAUGUAGUCAUAUCAACUACACAAAUUACAGAAGAACUAGCACAACAGAUUGUGCUUGAAUGGGGCUGCAUUGAAAAGCUUAUAUCCUUUGAGAAACUGAUAUCCCUCAAAGUGACAAAUCUCCUUCAGUCUGUAAAGCCCAGAUUAAAAAUAGCACUUGUCAGAACUCAGGAGGCUCUUGCUUUCAAUCAGAUGGAUGAACAUAUUCCGAAGUUGUACACAUGGAUAAAGAAAAAUACACAAAAUGUCAGGAAGAUAGGCUUUUGUUUCAGGGAUUGCAAAGACAUACCACUGAAACACCAGGUUGCUCCGAUCAACAUUGCUGAAAUCCUAGAAACAUGGGAGUUCAAUAUUCAAGAGAACAAUGGCGUCACCACAACACAGUUGAAGAUACCCGAGAUUCUCUUGUUUGACAGACGGGGAAUGUACCUUGUUGUAGGUGGAAUGACAGGACUAGGAUGGGAAUGUGUCUUGUAUCUGGCUUCCAAAGGUGCUGGGUGCAUUACUAUUAUCAGCAGACGUAAGCCAGAUCCAACCAAACAGGAUGAAAUGAAGCAUGUGUCCAAGAUCUAUGGAUGCACUGUUACAUCAGAGCAGGCAGAUGUUCAAGAUAUCAAAGCAAUUGGAUCAGCUUUGAAGAAGCUGGGAACCCGGUUCCCUGCCUAUACUUUGAAAGGGGUAUUCUUUGGAGCUGCUGUUCUGAAGGAUGGAAUCCUUCUGGAAAUGACGAGAGACAAGUUCAAGAUAGCUUCUUCCCCAAAGGUUGCAGGAUCAUGGAACCUGCAUCUCCUGACAGAGCAUCUUCAACUGGACUACUUUGUACUGUUUUCAUCAGUAGUAUCAGUAUUUGGAAAUGCUGGACAGACAAACUAUGGCGCAGGGAAUGGAUUCAUGGAUGCCCUAGCUCAUGUCAGGAGGCAAAAUUGCCAGAGUGGUCAGACUGUAAACUGGGGUCCUCUAAAUAUGGGCAUGCUGCAAGAAAGGCACAUCAAACAGAUGGAAUCAUUUGGAUAUAUUCUGAUACACAAGAGAAGUAUACCAGACUGUCUCACGCAUGUCCUCAUGAUGAAUAGACCACAGAUAAUAAUGUGUGGUCUCCAGUUGGUGAAAUUUGGACAAAACCUCCACAGGGAGACCAAUGUGGACCUGGAGUCUCGAUUUAAAUCAGUUUUGUCUCCAUUUAAGGCGGCUAUGUCUUCAGCAUCACCAAGUAAUGCGGAAUCAUUUGACGUUCACGAAUUGAAGAAAAUGUCUGAGGAAAAUGCCCUGGCCAAACUUGUGAAAUAUGUGAAGGCUGUGGUCAUUGAUGUAGCUAUGCUUGAUGAAUCUUCAGUUGAUGUAGAGCAGGGAACCAGAGAUCAGGGUGUUGACUCAAUGAAUUUCAUGCAAAUUACUGGAAAAAUCAUGGAUGACACACAUGUUCAGUUGUCAGCAACGAAACUGAAUGUAGAAAACGCUUCAGUGACUCAAAUUUCCCGGUACAUUUAUGAUGAAUGGAUGAUCAAAGGGAAUUGUGACCUGAAACAUGAGCAACCUCUUCAAAUAGAAUAUUCAUCCGAAUCUGAUACCAUUCUGAUCCCAGGAGAACAGUUUGUUUUUGACAACUAUUUGAGAGAUCCAAACCAUAUAUCCCAUUUAAUGAUUGUGGAACUGGAACUGCCUGAUGUUUCUGAACCAACGUCUCUGAAGAAAAUCCUCCAGGAAAACGUCAGAAGACACCCAAUGUGCAGAUCAACUUUUCAUGUUGUGAAUGAAGAAGUAAGAAAGUCAACACUGGGCCCGGAUGAUGAUAUUGACUUUAGAAUAGGUUUUAUGACAAAUCGUUCUGAUGUUACACAUCUCGCAGAGGAGCGUUUCUAUCUUGAUCGCCAAGGGCCAAUACGAUUUGUCUUUGUGAAAGGAAAUCCUCCUCAUCUCAUCAUUGUCUUCCACAGAAUCGCCUUUGACUACCAGGGAAUCACAAUAAUGAUCAACGACUUCAUGAAUAUAGGGCAAGCAUUCUCAAGGGGUCAGUCUCUAAGCGAUGUACAAAGUGAUCCCGACGUCCCCAUGGGUCUAGAAAUAAGGACAAUCCUUCAACCAAGGUAUCAACAUAUUAAACAGUUUUGGAUGAAAACACUUGACACAGUUCCACACAUAUCCUUUGCAGACAGGACAGUGUCAUCCACGCCACAAAUGGACAGUAUAAGUGUACAGAGGAUUGUACCAACUGAUCUGUACCAGAAGUUGAAUUCUUUCUCUGACAAAGAAGGGUUGUCACGCUUCAAGUGUCUUGUAGGACUCGUUCAACUCCUCUGGUCAAGCAGAGCAAAUGGUCAGAAAUUUGCCAUGACAACAUAUGUUGACCAAAGAAUCUUUAGCCCAAAGCUAACUACAUCUGUUGGAAGAGGUGUUAAUUUUACACCACUGUCCUGUGAAGUAAGAGAUGUUGACAGACUGACAGUUGUUACAUUUCUCAGAGAGAAUGGUACUAGGCUUGAGGAAUGCAUAGAGAAUGGAAUAUUUCCUUUCGGAGAUCUAAAGCUUUUCCUUCCAAAGGAUGACUACGACAAUGUCAUGACAUCCUUUGUCACAUUUGGGAGUGAUGAAAUGAGGAAUAUGGGGAAAGGAAACGAUAUGCGUGGGGACUUUGGUGCCACCGUUCGGGUGAAAGCAUUGUUUGGCCCAAACACAGAACUAUAUUUUGACAUUCUCAACAGGAGAAUUUCCCAGACAAUAGCCAUUGUCCUGUAUGCUCGAAAAGAUUGUUUCACUGAGAAACGCACCCAUAUGAUCCUCAAUGCAUUUUUUGGAUUACUUGGAGACACUCUAGCAAAUCCCCAGAUGACGAUCAGGACAAUACAAACUAAACCAUACAUCACACAGCUUCAAAAUAAGAAAACACGUUUCUGAUUAUGCACUUAACAGUCAUCAGUAUGUGAAGUGCUAGGAGAUACCGCAGGCUUGGAGAACAUUAAUAUUUCAUUAAUGCUUACACUUAUGUUGCGAAAGAAUGGAAUUGUUUCUUCUGUUGUGUCACACAAUGGUCGGUAUUGACAGAUCAAAUGUACUGUUGUCGGUGACUUUAACACAAAUUGAAUGUGAGCUUUGUGAAGAAAGUCUUAUGCAAUCUUCAUGCAGUCUUAGAGCAUGGUUCUGGCGUUGGCUAACCAAGACCCUUAAGCGCAAACAGAUUGUGUUUGCGGAAGACGUUUUGAAAAUGAAUAUAUGCACACAUAUGUUUUGUUCUCAUAUUUUAUAGGCAUGAAUAUGUAUAUAGAUGACUGGCGACUUAUGAACAUGAACUGACAAUGUUUGUCUCCUUCCUAUUAUCUUAUUUGGAUAUGAAUUUGUUUAUAGAGAUAAAAUAUCAUGUUUCUAUCAUCGAGAGCAGAUAUUUUCACGGGUCCUUUACCCCGUCACUUGUAUAUUAUAUACUUUUUUGCAGUUAUACUACUUCAUUACAAAUGUAAAACCUUGAAACGUAAAUUCUCCCUACCUGACACACAGGGACGG
Haliotis rufescens (red abalone) is the source of this 8216-nucleotide messenger RNA. Its product is annotated as hybrid PKS-NRPS synthetase pytA-like. The transcript is spliced from 7 exons. Lineage: Eukaryota; Metazoa; Mollusca; Gastropoda; Lepetellida; Haliotidae. Gene Ontology annotation, molecular function: fatty acid synthase activity; 3-oxoacyl-[acyl-carrier-protein] synthase activity. The record is from RefSeq and is a predicted model, not a curated record. Bases 81 to 7613 code for a protein of 2510 amino acids. Gene Ontology annotation, biological process: fatty acid biosynthetic process.